This is a messenger RNA of Strongylus vulgaris, 309 nucleotides long. The record is from the annotation of a GenBank genome assembly. NCBI's taxonomy places the organism in Eukaryota, Metazoa, Nematoda, Chromadorea, Rhabditida, Strongylidae.
AUGAAUCAUUUGAUGAACGAAUACAUGCAUGAUAUGGAUCGAAGUGUGUUCCCAUAUUGGAGAGAUGCCGAUCAUUCCGUGCUACAUGUGGCCAAUGACACACAGCAGACAAACUUUUUGGAACUUGUACAAUCAAUCGUUUUCAGAUCAUUCAUUCGCAAAUGGACGCUUCCAGAAAAUGUCGAUUUGGAGUCGGUGCAUACACAACUUAGCGACAAGGGACAUCUUUGUGUUGAAGCACCGAAAGUGGAUAAAGAAAAGCCGAAUAGAAGACACAUUCCAAUCAUGGCCGCAUCAGCGAAGAAGUAA